UGGAGACAGACAGGCAGGAGGAGAAGCCUGGGAAAGCCUGGCCCUGACCUUGGCUUCUGCCUGAGAGAGGGACUCCCCACUGUGCUGGCCUGGAGGCGGCACUGCCUGCGGGACCCUCCCCUCCCUGGCCUGGGGCUGUGGAGAGUGCAAGGCCAGACCGCAGCCCCAGGGCCCCCAAGCCAGCUCCCCAUGAGCCAUAGCGCCCCUGAGCCCCUGCUCAAGUUCGUGCAGGGCAAAGAUGAGAUAACUGGGGACGAGUAUGACGGUGUGGACAGGGUGGAGAUGAGCUGUGGGCAUGCAGUGGACCCAGAGAACCUGAAGCUCUGGUGCCGCCAGCUGAUAAAACAGGGCAAGUACACACUCCACUGCCCUGCGGAAGUAAAGGGGAAGAAGUGUGGGGCCCAGUGGCUCUACCCGGAGGUACGCCGCUGCACCCAGCUGAGCGAAUCUGAGCAGCAGGAGUUUGAGGAAGGACUUGCCCGGGCUGCAAUGAGACACUACUGCAACCUGAAAGUGUGCCCAGGCUGCAGGAGCCUCGUGGAGCGGAAGGAUCCAGUCGAGCUUCGGGUGCAUUGCACAGUCUGCUGCGCCAUACGGGGUGUGCCCUACGACUUCUGCUGGCAGUGCAUGCAGGCCUGGAAAGGGCCUAUGUUGUCCUCGAACCGUUGUGGCAACAAGGACUGCAGGGACCCGAUCCUGCACAUCCUCGCCACCUGUGCCACCAAGGACCUCCCAGACAGCUCGAUCCAAGCCUGCCCUUCCAUCCGGGCCUGCCCCGAGUGCGGGCUGCUCAUCGAGCACAAGGAGCGGUGCAAGUACGUGACAUGCUCCCGGUGCGACACGAAGUUCUGCUUCGCCUGCCUGGAGACGGCUCAGGCCUGCGAGGCGGCCAAGCCAGCCAGCUGGUUUAAGUGGUGCGCCAAGCCCCUGGCCCCACGGCAAAGCCAUGUUCCUGUGUGGAGCCCAUACCAACAGAGAUUGCUGUUGCAAGGCCAGCCUCUUGAGUUGGAAGCCUUUCAACCGAGAGUUGUUUUUGCCCAGCAGCCAGCGGCAAAUGAGGGGAGAUGUUUGAUUUUAUGAAUAGUGUAAAGCAGGCUCUACUCGGUGCUCCCACCUCCGCCUUUCCUGCCUCAGCCUGAAACAUCCUUCCCCUGCCUUGUGUCACCAGCCUUUUCAGAAACAGAGCUGCUGUGAGGA
Molecule: messenger RNA, 1197 nt
Organism: Rhinopithecus roxellana (golden snub-nosed monkey)
Lineage: Eukaryota; Metazoa; Chordata; Mammalia; Primates; Cercopithecidae
Product: E3 ubiquitin-protein ligase ARIH2-like
Exons: 5
Coding region: 190-1080 (296 amino acids)
Molecular function (GO): zinc ion binding
Source: RefSeq, a predicted model, not a curated record